GCUCGUGCAGGUUCUCAUAGAAACGGACGUAGAAUAUACGAGAGUGGACAGCUUGUUUGUUUGGCUGAACACAGUUGAUGAUCGGAAUCAAGGAUCUACAGAGUAACAUUCUUCAGAAUAGCAGUAAGUCACAAAAACCGCCAGAAAGAAAGGUUAUAUCAUACUUUCAAAGUUUAAGUUUGCAAUACUGUCCUUGGAUCAAAGUAGGAAUCACAAACAACCUGAUCGCAACCGUUCAGCUUGCUAUAGGGAAGCAAAAGGCAACAGACUGAGAAGAAAAAUGUUUUUGAAGCAAGUGAACAGUUACCUCACUAAACACUUUCUAUGUCUCAUCAUCUUAUCAUGCUUCCGACAAAUUCAUGGAACAACUGACCGUGUAAGCCCUCGAGUUAUAAUGACGAAGUAUGGCUCCUUGAAAGGAAUAAUCCGGGAAUUAGCAAACAAGGACCUUCAACCAGUUGAAAUUUUUUACGGUAUCCCCUACGCAAGUGCCCCAGUGGGUUCUUUAAGAUUUAUGCCGCCCGUUACUCCACCUCACUGGCGAAAUAUCCGGACAGCUUCAAGCCUCGGUCCAGUCUGUCCACAGAAGUUUCCGGAUAUCAGGAACCACACGGAAGCCCUGAAGAGGAUGCCCCCCGAAAGGCUUGCUUAUCUGCAUCGCCUCAUUCCAUUCUUAAACAGCCAGAGUGAAGACUGCCUGUAUUUAAACAUAUACGCACCUUCCAUACUUCUUCACAAAAACGUGAAAGUUCCAGUAAUAGUUUUCAUUCAAGGAGAGUCUUACGAUUGGAAUUCUGGGAAUGCAUAUGACGGCAGUGUUAUUUCAAGCUUAGCUAGUAUUAUCGUCAUCACUUUCAACUUUCGCCUUGGGAUCUUAGGGUUCUUACCAGCAUUAGAAGAAGUUACUCGUGGUAACAAUGGCUUAAUGGAUCAAGUGGCUGCUCUCCACUGGAUUCAGGAAAAUAUCGCAGAAUUUGGUGGAGAUAUUCAUAACGUUACAAUCAUAGGACAUGGUCAUGGAGCAGCAUUCGUGAAUUUACUGAUGAUUUCGCCAAUGGCAAAAGGGUUAUUCCACCGUGGCGUCAUGCACAGUGGGUCGGCACUGAGUCCGUGGGCAAUAGCCAGACAGGCUCCGGUGUUCACUCGGCAGUUGGCUAGUAAGUUGAAGUGCCCGACAAAAAGCAAUGUCAACAUGGUAUACUGUCUAAGAGAUCGACCUAUAGAACAAAUAUUGAACGUUCAGUUAGCUGUUCCAGACUAUCUUACAGCAUUUGGACCAACCAUUGACGGAAUUGUUAUACCGAAUGAGCCUGAAGUCUUGAUGGGGGAUCACAAUAACCUAUACAAUCAAUACGAUCUUCUGCUUGGGGUGUCGAGAAUGGAAUUCUAUUUUCAGUUUUCGGCAAAUGAGGAGCGUUAUGGUAUAGGAGAAGAUCGCCGGAAUAGACUGUUCCAAACAUUAGUUGGGAAUAUAUAUACAUAUCAUUUACAAGAAAUAUUUUAUGUAUUAGAAAACGAAUAUACAGACUGGGAGAGAGCUGUAGAACAUCCCAUCAACAUUCUUGAAAAUACAGCAGAUGCCAUUAGCGAUGGUCUCGUAGUGGGGCCAUUAUUUAAGGCCGCAAAGUACCGCGCCAAAGGAAGCAAGAAAACGUUUGUUUUCGUUUUCGGUCAUCAAACUGAAAACUCCGAAUAUCCUAAGAGGUAUGGAUGCAUUCACGGAGAAGACCUUCCUUAUGUUUUUGGUGUUCCUCUAGUCGGAAAACUUGCACAUUUCCAACAUAAUUAUUCGCGCUCAGAGACUUCUUUAGCCCAAGCUGUCGUCUUGUACUGGACCAGUUUUGCAAAGAAAGGUGACCCCAACAUUCCAGAAGAUGAAGAAGAAGACGUUUUUGUUGACAGAAUUGGUGAUCGGUUCGAGCGCAUUGAGUGGCCAACGUUUGACAACAUUCGUCAAAAAUACUUAAGUUUAGGAAUCAAACCAAAAAUUCGUGAUCACUAUCGUGCCCAUCAACUUUCUUUUUGGAACAACCUAAUUCCUAAACUUCACCGAAGUGGUUCAGGAACGCCCCCUCACUACAGUUUCUUUGAAGGCCACGAUAACUCACACAGAUACGAUGAAGUCGCAGCUCUUCCUUCUGAUUUAGUAGCUUCAACACCCAAAGAUAAUUCUUAUUCUGUCGAAGUCUCUAGUGCUUCUACUCUUUUCAACGUUAAUUUGUUCUUUGUUACCUCUAGUGGACCGUCGACUACUCCUCCGGUUGAGACCACUCCUGGAGUAGACCCAAACUAUUCUACUGCCACAACCCACCUGUCUGAACAAAGCACUUACUCUACAGCUCUCAGUGUUACCAUUGCAGUUGGAUGUUCGCUACUCAUUCUUAAUGUUUUAAUUUUUACAGGAAUGUUUUAUCAAAAAGAUAAAAGUAGACUUGAAGUCAAGCUUCAGACACAUAAUUACAAGAUGAAAAUGACACAAGAAACUGAUAACCUCGCAAGUUUUCAACAUAAACAAGUGUCUCGUGUUCCUCCUUUAUCCCCGUCCAGUCAAGAGCUUCCCCCUCCUCCUCCCGCCCCUCUAAUUACACCCAUAAAAAUACCACCCAAGCCUAUCUAUGCUACUCUUGAAGAAAAACCUGUGCCUGAAGCUCAGCCUCUGCUUUACCAUAGUUGCCGCAGGAUGGCACCACCUUCAAGGUCCAGUACAGAAGAAAUGAGAGUGUAAAAUGCCCGGUUAUUGUCAGCUGCUUAGAUAUUAGAAACCUUUGUAAGUUAAGUUGUCGUCAAAAAGCUCUAGAGAUGUGUCAAGCCUAUACUGAGUUCGUAAGUGCGUUUUAGGAGACACUAGUCAUAGCACCAGCUAUUAGCGAACAGUAUGGGUCUAUUUGGAUUAUCAAUUUCAAAAUAUAUUCAUGUAUGUUUAUGACAUAUGUAUCUUGAAAAGUAAUGGAUUUAUUUUGUGGAAUCUAGAUAAAAAUAAUAGUGUUUACUGAAUCAUAAUGGUCAAUUUUCGGGCAAAAGAAUAGAAGGGAAGAGUUCAGAAGAAGAGCAAUGCACGAGUGUAAUGAUAAACAAGAAUAUAGGAAAUGGCUGAUGAGUAUGUUCAAGUGCUGUUACUUUCCACCAUAAUAAAGAAACAUAUUCAUAAUGAUUUGAACAAUGUGUUUUCUGAGUGCCCUUCAUGUAUUAAUGGAUCUCUUACUCGUGCUCAGAAUGAUCUGGCCAAUGUGUUUCCUGAGUGCCCUUCAUGUAUUAAGGGAUCUCUUACACAUGCUCAGAAUGCUCUGGACAAUGUGUUUUAUGUGUAUUAAGUGGUUUCUGCAUUGUUUAACAAUUACUCAUAUUACUCUUCUCUGUUAAACAGAUAUAUAUAUAUAUAUAUA
Messenger RNA from Limulus polyphemus (Atlantic horseshoe crab), 3383 nucleotides. RefSeq names its product neuroligin-4, X-linked-like. Lineage: Eukaryota; Metazoa; Arthropoda; Merostomata; Xiphosura; Limulidae. Bases 281 to 2725 code for a protein of 814 amino acids. Gene Ontology annotation, cellular component: synapse; postsynaptic membrane; cell surface. The transcript has 8 exons. Gene Ontology annotation, molecular function: neurexin family protein binding; signaling receptor activity. Gene Ontology annotation, biological process: presynaptic membrane assembly; postsynaptic membrane assembly; chemical synaptic transmission. The record is from RefSeq and is a predicted model, not a curated record.